CGUCAAAUAACGCCUUGUGAAAAACUGUUUGAAAGAGGAUAUUUGUGCAUAGUGUUGGAAACAUCUUAUCGGUUAUUUUUUACGAGUAUGGCUGAUCUUCUUAAAUUUAUGUCUUUAGUCGGAAAGCUGAAGUCCACCAAACGUACCGGCUGGGUUUACCGUGGCGUCAAAUCGCCUGAAAGCGUUUCAGAUCACAUGUACCGCAUGGCUAUUAUGAGUUUUCUGCCGACUGGACGUGAAGAGGGUACAAACAUCAAUCGCGAUCAUUGCAUUAAACUCGCACUGGUCCACGACAUGGCGGAAUGCAUUGUUGGUGAUAUCACGCCAUUCGAUGGAGUCAGCAAGGAGGAGAAACACAGAAGAGAAAAGCAAGCUAUGGAGAAUUUGUCGAGUUUGGUUGGUGAAGAAGUGGGGAAGGAAUUCCUACAACUUUGGCAGGAAUAUGAAGCCCAAGAGACUGAGGAAGCCAAAUUUGUGAAGGAUUUGGAUCGAUUUGAAAUGAUUCUACAAGCACAUGAAUAUGAAGACAGCGAAGGAAAGCCGGGCUGGCUUCAAGAGUUCUUUGACUUCACCACGGAUAAAUUCCAGCAUCCAAUUGUCAAAGAUUGGGUACAAGAGCUUAAUAAGUUACGGAGUCAGUCAAAAGAAUAAAUCAGCAUAAAUCAGGCUUGUGUUUUCAAUGAGGAGGGAUCAUCAAUGUUAUUACUAAUAAUUUACUCGAUGUCAAAGUUUUGUUAUUUACUGUAAGGCACCAUUGUGUGUGCCUAAUAUGCAUAUAGUGAAAUAGAGAUGAGAUUUUCAUUUG
This is a messenger RNA of Orbicella faveolata, 805 nucleotides long. RefSeq names its product 5'-deoxynucleotidase HDDC2-like. Gene Ontology annotation, molecular function: 5'-deoxynucleotidase activity. Lineage: Eukaryota; Metazoa; Cnidaria; Anthozoa; Scleractinia; Merulinidae. The record is from RefSeq and is a predicted model, not a curated record. Gene Ontology annotation, cellular component: cytoplasm.